Molecule: messenger RNA, 885 nt
Organism: Rasamsonia emersonii CBS 393.64
Lineage: Eukaryota; Fungi; Ascomycota; Eurotiomycetes; Eurotiales; Trichocomaceae
Exons: 5
Coding region: 1-885 (294 amino acids)
Source: RefSeq, a predicted model, not a curated record
AUGUUCCUAAGUGAGGAACUAAAGCUCCGCUGCCAUCAGGACGCAGACGAGUCAACCUAUCUCGAACUUUGCAUCCUCUUUUACGAGUCAGCAGCAUCUUCAAUAUUCCAACCUCAUUUGCUUCGAGUCUUUUCGGUGCUGCUCAUGUCGGAAUCCUUCUCCGAGAAAAUCAAGGGAAUAACCGCUGCCGACGUUACUUUCAUUAACCUUCUAAAAGAAUCAGAAUUCUCCUGUGUUUCUCAAGUGGCCGUUCAAGGAAAGACAUGUGUUAUGAAGAUGUAUCAUGCAGUAGAAAAGUCUCCCGCCGAUCCUCCUGACCGUGAAAUCGACAAUUUUACCUGUGAAAGCAUUGCAUAUCAGCGAUUGAAAGCGAAGGGAUUGUGCCAACAAGCAGUCGUCCCGGAUUUCUAUGGAGUGAUAGAACAAAUCAACCCAAAGAAAUGGCAGCCACACCUCAAAAAGUUUCUCAACGACAAACUGCGACCGAAUGCUGUCCUUAUCGAGUACAUCCCAAACAUAUGCCAAAUAAAUUUGUCGACGUUUUCAGAAAGAAGGAUAGCCAAACUUCAUGCUAUUCUGAGGAGCAUUCAUGCGGCGGGGGUAUAUCCUGGUGACCCGUACCCCCGCAAUAUGAUAGUUCAGAUGGACACAGAUCGGGUUUUCUGGAUAGACUUUGACCGUGCACAGACAUCCUCAGAAGGCUCUAUUACGGAAAGACAGCGGCAAUGGAUUCAAGAAGAGGAUGAAAUGAUGGGCGAAUUUGUUGACUUUCUGAAAGCAGACUAUCAAGAUGGAAAAUCGAUCGUACCUGGCCCUACUAUUACACAUAUAUAUGAUGGUUCUUCAACUCCGGUGAUGGUUUCAACAACUCCGUCAGGUGAUUAG